Messenger RNA from Prunus armeniaca (apricot), 1137 nucleotides. Lineage: Eukaryota; Viridiplantae; Streptophyta; Magnoliopsida; Rosales; Rosaceae. The record is from the annotation of a GenBank genome assembly.
AUGGCGGCGGUCGAAGUUCACAAGUUCGCUCAGUGCAUCACUUGUCAUGCUUGGAGCCGUGAUCGCUCCAUGCUGGCAUUUUGUCCGAACAACAAUGAAGUUCACAUCUAUGCUCUGUUGCAAGGCAAGUGGGAGAAGCUACAUGUUCUUCAGAAGCAUGACCAAAUUGUAUCUGGGAUAGACUGGAGUGCAAGGUCGAACAAAAUAGUUACUGCAUCUCAUGAUCGGAAUUCCUAUGUCUGGAAUCUUGAAGGAUCAGAGUGGGUACCAACCCUUGUUAUCCUUCGGCUAAAUCGUGCUGCACUCUGUGUUCGGUGGAGUCCAAGAGAAAACAAAUUUGCUGUUGGAAGUGGGGCAAAAACUGUUUGUAUAUGCUACUACGAGCAAGAGAACAACUGGUGGGUCAGUAAACUUAUCAGAAAAAGACAUGACUCUUCUGUGACAAGUGUUGCUUGGCAUCCAAAUAAUAUUCUUCUUGCAACUGCAUCUACAGAUGGAAAGUGCCGAAUAUUUUCCACCUUUAUUAAGGUCGUUGACGCAAAGGAAUCAAGAACAGGCCCAUCUGCAGAUUCAAAAUUUGGAGAGCAAAUUCUUCAACUUGAUCUCUCCUUUACUUGGUCAUUUGGUGUAAGGUGGUCACCAAGUGGCAAUACCUUAGCAUAUGUAGGCCAUAAUUCUAUGAUUUACUUUGUUGAUGAUGUGGGACCUUCUCCUUUGGCUCAAAAUGUUGCAUUCCGUGAUUUGCCUCUCCGUGAUGUCUUAUUUCUUUCUGAAAGAUUAGUUAUAGGUGUGGGAUUUGAUUGCAACCCAAUGGUUUUCGUGGCAGAUGAAAGAGGAAUAUGGAGUUUUAUCAAAUUUCUGGGGGAAAGAAAGACAACAUCUUCAGGUCCAAAAUAUGGUUCACAGUUUUCUGAAGCAUUUGGAAAGCUAUAUGGCCAACCAAAACAGGGAUUCAACAAUGAUACAAAUGAGCAUUCAAGAUCACGAGCAGGGGUCCAUGAGAACUGCAUCAAUUGUAUCGUGCCGCUUGGAGAUCCAGGGAGUUCUAAAGUGAAGCGCUUCAGCACAUCGGGAUUGGAUGGAAAAAUUGUUGUCUGGGAUAUGGGGAACCAAGAAGAUUUAGCGGAGUACUUGUAA